AUGGAUGGUAUUCAAAUGGAGCCAAUCGGCAAGUAUAAGGCCGAUCGUAACGGGUCCGCUAAGGCGGCCGCCUGGCGUAACAUGGUUGACCAAGAUCUUGAUGACGUGGCUUUUUUGGCUGAUACAGACAAAGCAAGGGAAGCACGUGAAAUAGGAGAUGCGCCGGUAGCCGUGUGUUCUCAAAGGCGAGCAUUAUGUCUGGCAGCGUUGGUCUUUUCAGCAAUGUUUGCAACUGCCCUACUAGUGGUAUAUGCGACGCCACAACCUGAAUGUCCUUGUGCAGUAGAAAGUGACUUGCUUCCUGGCCAGACUCCCACAGGAUCUGAAGAGAAUGCGACAUCCGCUAAUAAGGAAAGGAUAGCAAGCAACGGUAUGGUAUAUCCGUGGCGCGGCGCGAGACUGCCUACGUUCUUGAUACCGAAGCACUAUAGUCUGUGGUUGCACCCUAAUUUGACGACGGGAGAAUUGAGGGGUGAAGUAUCGAUAGAUUUUAAAGUGGACAGAGACACUACUUUCGUAGUUUUAAAUGUCCGUGAUAUGAAUGUGACCGAGAGAGCGCUAUUUAAAACUGGGGGCUCUUUAGGGCCUAAAGUCGUUAAGUCAUUAGAUUACCCUCCGGCUGACCAGACGUAUAUCGAAUUUAAGGAAAAACUUCGACGUAAAUUCAACUAUACAUUGAGUCUUCGGUUUAUCACGAAGUUGGAGCGCAAUGAUAAGCAAAGAGGAUUUUUCUUGGCGGGAACUAAUAGACAUCGCUGUGCAGUAUCUCGGUUUUGGUUGACGCACGCGCGGUCGGCCUUCCCCUGCCUCGACGAGCCACACCUCCGGGCCACCUUCAAGCUGACCAUCGUUAGAGAUAGAUUCCACGUAUCUCUAACAAACAUGCCGAUAGUCGCUACUGAGGAGGCUGGUUUUUAUUUAGGACAUAGAUUGCUGCAAGAUGAAUUCGCAGUCUCACCCCCAAUGUCCACUCAUAUGAUGGCGUUAGCUGUAUGUCGACUUCAACGACGCGCCGCGCCUUCAUUAACUGAAGUCAACGGUAAUGGAAAUGAAGUCAACGGUAAUGGCAAUGAAGUCACCGGUAAUGGCAAUGAAGUCGCAGUCACUGAAGCCCCAUCGGACGACGCGCCGCUACCUCCACCGGAGAUUAGCCUGUACAGUGACAAACAAGUUAUAUUGGAUGAAUCUGGACCGCUACUAGAAUGGGUACAAAGGACCAUCCAACUCUUCGCCUUCGAGUUAAACACUUCUUACCCCUUACCUAAGUUUGAUAUUGUGGUAGUGGAAGGUGGGAAUCAGUAUUCAGAAGGAUGGGGACUGAUAACAUUAGCGCCAUCCAUGUUAUCAGAUACUAAGGUCAUAGCGAGGCUAUUAGCUCAACAGUGGUUCGGAGGCCUAGUUUCUCCUCGCUGGUGGAGCUCUCAGUGGCUUCUCGAAGCCCUGACCUCCGUCUUAGGGGAGAAGGCCCCCGCCAUUAGCGGAGGUCCCGCAGAGAGACAGCAAGACGCGUUGUUAUUGGACCACGUGUUACCUGCUCUUAGGUUAGACUCCAGUUACUCGGUGAGGGCCGUAGCCUCACCCAGACUCGAGAGGGCGGACAUUGAGUCGGCUACAGAUGAAUUGUCCUUACAUAAGGGUGCAGCGAUAGUGAGCAUGGCGAUAGAAGCAGCGGGGCAGGAGGCGGGGCGCGCCGCGCUGGCGCGUCUGCUGCGCGAGCACCGCGCCGCCAGCGCCGACGCCAGGGACCUGUGGCGCGCCCUGCAACGCGACAGCGCCGACGAUGCGCCCGCGCACGCGUGGGACGGCUGGUGCGAGCGCGCCGGCUACCCGCUGCUGUGCGCGCGGCGCGCGGGCUCAGACGUCGUCGUCAGGCAGGAGAGAUUUGUAAUGUCGGCGGCGCCCCCGGUGCCGGAGCCGCCGGUCGCCGACCAUCUCCUCACCCUCGACCUGAGAGCUGAACUGGACGAGCUGUUCUUUGAGCCUGAAAACUUCACGGAAAUAAGUGAAGAAGAUGUGAAUUCAACAACAACAACCCCGGCGCCGACGACAACGACUACAGUCAGGACGACGAAGGCGCCGCCCGCGCCGCGGUGGGUCAUCCCCGUCACCUUCUCCGUGGGACCCGUCGUUGAGGAAGAACUGGAGAAUAUUACCAAACUGUGGAAGAACACCACGGAGAGUAUCCAGAAUGGGACUUGGUACGAUAUAGGCAACGAUACGAAACACUCGUCAAGAUGGUUGGAAAAUAUCACUUAUUUAAUCUGGAUGAAUGACACUGAGAUGGUAAUACCGGAGCUCGGUAAGCACAAGUGGGUGCGAUACAACGUCGGCGCGAGGGGACUUUACCGCGUCGCGCCACAAGACAGGAAUGCCGGAGAGACAGCAGAAUCAGCAGCAAAAAGAGCAGAAGAAUUAUACGAGAGUGGAGAACCAGCAGAACGAGCUUUACUUCUAGAUGAUGCGUUCGUCCUCAGCCGGGCGGGCAGGCUGCCCGCCAGCAGGGCCAUCGCCGCCGCUGCGCAUCUAACUACCGAACGGCACUGGGCGGUAUGGCGCGUGGUGGUUGGACAUCUCUCCUGGUGGAGGGAACUGCUCCAAGUGGCUGCAUCAGGCCCUCACCUCCAGAAAUUGCUGAGCACUCUCCCCCCGACUCUGCCGCUGUAUUCUAAUCAGGAGUUGACAGAUCCAGGGAUCGAUGAGGAGCAGCUUUGGUUAAGCGGUGCAUUGCUGAUGGCAGGAGUGGAAUGGGGCAACGAAAACGUGACGCAACAAGCCUUAGAACUGUUUGAAGCUUGGCUAAACGAAAAUGAAACUAUACCAGAAAUAUAUCAAGAGGCAGCGUUCACGGCGGGCGUGCGGCGCGGCGGCGCGCGGGCGUGGCGCGCGUGCUGGCGCGCGCUGCUGGCGUCGCUGCGCGCGCCGCGCCCCGCGCUCGCGCACCGCGCCGUGCUCGCCGCGCUCGCCGCGCCCGCCGACGACUGGCUGCUCUACAGAUUUGCCUACACGGUUUUAUCAAGUGAAGCGCAAAGAGGUCGGGAUUGGAAGAUGUGGGUGACCGCGUUAUGUGCAGGAGUUUGUAGAUGGCGCGGGGCAGCGGGUAUCUGGAGGAUACUGAAUAUAACAACGCUGCCGCCUCAAGCUCUGCAAGCGGCUGCGCGCUGCUUACACCAACCCCGGGACUAUUAUAGGUUCAAGGAGCUAUUCGGGUCUCAGCGCGGCGCCGCGGCCGCUCUCGACACGAUAGCACUGAACGCGGCGUGGGUGUCGCGCGCGGACGCGGACCUACUCGCCUACUUCAAUGCGAUACACAGACGGACUGAC
This is a messenger RNA of Brenthis ino (lesser marbled fritillary), 3321 nucleotides long. The record is from the annotation of a GenBank genome assembly. Lineage: Eukaryota; Metazoa; Arthropoda; Insecta; Lepidoptera; Nymphalidae.